AUGCGCGCUGUCAACCACGACAACAAGGUGGCCCUGCUGGCCUGGGCCAAGGCAACUGGCAUCACCCUGGUGCAGAUCAAUGGUCAGCGGCGCUACGGGGGCCCCCCGCCAGGCUGGGUGGGCAGCCCGCCGUGCGCCGGCUCCGAGGUGUUCAUCGGGAGGCUGCCGCAGGACAUGUACGAGCACGAGCUGAUCCCCCUCUUCCAGAGCGUGGGCACGCUCUACGAGUUCCGCCUGAUGAUGACCUUCAGCGGCCUCAACCGCGGCUUCGCCUACGCCCGCUACAGCUCGCGGCACGGCGCCAGCCAGGCCAUCGCCGCCCUGCACAACCGCGAGGUGCGCCGGGGCUGCGCCAUCCUGGUGUGCCGCAGCACCGAGAAGUGCCAGCUCAGCCUCGACGGCCUGGCCCCCGCGCUGCGGCACCCCCAGCUGGAGGCGUCGCUGCGCGGCCUCACCCAGGGCUUGCUGGACGUCGCCCUCUACCCCAGCCCCUACCAGCAGCGCUGCCAGCUGGCGCUGCUCCGCUACAGCUCGCACCACGCCGCCGCCAUGGCCAAGAAGACCCUCGUGGAAGGGAAUUGGAGGCUGGUGGGCACGGAGGAGAAGGUGAAGGUGGACUGGCUGAAGAGUGACCUGAAGCAGAAGCUGCUGUUGUGUGAGCAGAGCCCAGCAGCCAGGCAGGAGCAGGAGGCCAAGUGCCCAGCGGUGUCCCGGUCUCUGGUGCCCUCUGAUGCCCUGGCCCAGCUGAACACCUUGUGCCAGAGGCGGCGCCUGGGCACCCCUGUGUUCUUCACCAAGCGUGUGCAGGCCACCCCCAGCGGGUGGCUGCGGUUCUGGUGCCAGGCAGCCAUCCCAGGCUGCCCCUUGUCCUUCAGUGGCUUCGUGCGGGUGUGGCAGGACAGGCCUGGCACCAGCGGGCACGAGCAGGCCAAGGCCGCUGUGGCACUGCACCUUCUCCAGACGCUGGGUGAGUCCUCCCUGGGGGUUGGUGCCAGCCCCCCUGCCCCUCCCGGGCUCUGGGAGUGGGAGGGGCGCCGGCUGAUGUAG
Molecule: messenger RNA, 1047 nt
Organism: Dryobates pubescens (Downy woodpecker)
Lineage: Eukaryota; Metazoa; Chordata; Aves; Piciformes; Picidae
Gene: DND1
Product: DND microRNA-mediated repression inhibitor 1
Exons: 5
Coding region: 1-1047 (348 amino acids)
Biological process (GO): negative regulation of miRNA-mediated gene silencing; mRNA stabilization
Cellular component (GO): nucleus; cytoplasm
Molecular function (GO): mRNA binding
Source: RefSeq, a predicted model, not a curated record